AUGAGGAAACGGCUGCUGUAUGCACACAUGAACACACAGGUGUGCGGCAAGUCGUUCAACUCGCGGGACAACCGCAACACGCACCGCUUCGUGCACAGCGACAAGAAGCCGUGCGAGUGUCUGGUCUGCGGAGCUGGCUACAUGAGGAAACGGCUGCUGUAUGCACACAUGAACACACAGGUGUGCGGCAAGUCGUUCAACUCGCGGGACAACCGCAACACGCACCGCUUCGUGCACAGCGACAAGAAGCCGUGCGAGUGUCUGGUCUGCGGAGCUGGCUACAUGAGGAAACGGCUGCUGUAUGCACACAUGAACACACAGGUGUGCGGCAAGUCGUUCAACUCGCGGGACAACCGCAACACGCACCGCUUCGUGCACAGCGACAAGUAG
Molecule: messenger RNA, 390 nt
Organism: Cydia amplana
Lineage: Eukaryota; Metazoa; Arthropoda; Insecta; Lepidoptera; Tortricidae
Product: gastrula zinc finger protein XlCGF7.1-like
Exons: 4
Coding region: 1-390 (129 amino acids)
Biological process (GO): embryo development; regulation of transcription by RNA polymerase II
Cellular component (GO): nucleus
Molecular function (GO): RNA polymerase II transcription regulatory region sequence-specific DNA binding; DNA-binding transcription factor activity, RNA polymerase II-specific
Source: RefSeq, a predicted model, not a curated record